UACCUUAGCCUAUAGGUGGCGCUAUACAGGCUCGCAGCCGAGUAGUGUAAACAAAUCAAAACACGCGAAAUUCUUCACUUUUCUGUUAAUAUCAAACAUUUUGGAAGAAUGUGUUAUCAGCUUCCAUAUCAGUGACAAGUCAAUAGUCCAUCCCAGAUGGCUAUGACGGACAUUGAACAGACAGUCGGUGAACUGCUCUCUGGCCAGCCACCUAACUUGCCCGUGUCCAAGUAUGACAUCAUGCGGAAGAAGGCUGGUGAAAGUCGGCCGGCGAUUAUGAACGAGAACCUGACCAUCAUAGUAGCCGCGGUGAUCUUCAACGAUAAUGGGCAGGUGGUGAUGGUGCAAGAGGCGAAACCAGGCUGCCGGAGAAAAUGGUACUUACCAGCAGGCCGCGUAAACCCCAAUGAAACGCUAGAGGAAGCAGUAAAAAGGGAGGUCUUGGAAGAAUCUGGUUUAAUGUUUAAACCAACUACAAUAAUCUAUAUUGAUACGUCUUUGAUAUGGGGCUAUUGGGUUCGAGUAACAUACACAGGCUAUAUCACAGGUGGUCAUAUGAAAACAUUAGCAGAAGCAGAUGAGGAGUCGUUACAAGCGAAAUGGUGCAGCCUAGAGGAAAUCAAAUCACAUGAAAUGUUCACAUUAAGGGGAGAAGACAUUGUGCCCAUUAUCUCCACCGCUUUUCAAUUUUUCAACAAUUCACCUGCCACUAGACAUGCACCUAUCCUGCCUACUCAACAUCCACAUAAGCAUAUGUGUAUGAGGAUAGUAUUGAUCAAACAAAGACAGAAUAACUUAGAAGUACUUGUCUGUACAGAAGAUGUCCCACAUUUGCCUGUCAUCAAAGACUCUGUAAUGUACAAUGAUUCAAUCUGGAGGCUUGACAAGGAUGCAUUCAAAUCUAGUAACAUUUACCUUUCCUGUGGUGUAAUUGCCGUUGAGCACUGCGGACGACCACAUGGUGUGGCUGAUGGCGUGUGCAUCAACUUUCUUGUGACUACGGACACCAAUCGUGAGCUUGUUAACAAGAAGUACUCGUGGUUCCCAAUUUGUAACCCGGAGCUGGAUAUGCUUUUGAGACAAAGACUUUGUAAGACCAUGAACGUACCGUAUGUCUGUCAUUCGUGAGGGCGCUGUUCAAGUCUAGUAACGUACAUGUCUUCGGCUGAGAGAUGCUUGUUAUAUUCUGGGCGGUGUACAAUGUGUAAUUGUGCAAUUAUGUUUUUUAAUUUUCAUUGGAUCGUUUUCAGGAUUUCAAGGUUAAAGGUGCCAUCAGUAUAUGUGAAACUUAUAAAGAUGAUACACACAUGCUCAUUUAAUCUGUGCACAAGUUAAAAUGAUGCAUAUGGUCAUGGUGAGUCCAAUAUCAUCCUUUUAAACCUGAUGAAAAUAUUAACAACCUGAGCUGUAAAUGCUGUGGUUGGCUGAUGCCUUGCAUAGCCUCAAGAGAUAUGGACAUGUGUAACUGUGAAUAUAUAAUAAGCUGUGGAAUACAGUACCAUUAUAAGAUGAAAUAAUGUCUUUAUUAACAAAAAAUAACUGGUAAUUAAUGUUAAUUCAAUGCCAAUACUAAUUGAAUGUAAAGAGGAAUCCUCAGUUAAUAUAGUCACUUGGUUUAAUGAUUACCUUAAAAGUUCACUGAACUAUUUAAAUACCAAAAUAGUCGCUGAUGUUGUCUUAUUAUGAUAUCCAAGGGCCAACUCAGACAGUGUUGUACUACGGAAUCCGACGUCGAGUCUGUGCGAGUUAAACACAGAUGCGAUAGGUCUGCAUCAAAGAAAUAUAGUAAUGAACUAUAAUGUAACAGGAAUACUCAAUAUAAAGACCAAAAUAGGAAAAAAACAUGUGGGACAGGGAAUAUGUUUGGUAUGAAAAUAUUUUUCAAUUAGUUUGUGUAACUGUAAGUAAGGCAAACUUUCACUUAUUAAUAUUAAUAGAACAUUACACUUAAAUACAGUACAGUAUGAGGCUGGAGUGAUUUUCCAUAGAAUACCUGUUAUAUGUGUGAUGAACAGGGUUUAACUUGAAGAUGAGGGUUUAGAUUGUCUAGUACUGUAGUCUUAGGGUAGAAAAUGCUGAGCUAUAUAGAACGAAUACAUUAGAUUUUCAGGUAAAUUUGUGAGCAAGUAAAACCAUUGUUUGCUGUUGAAGAGACCCACCUCUGAUGGAUUCUGGAUUUCGUAAGCAAGAGUCACAAUAUAUUUCCUAGUUACUCUGGGUGAACUAUUACUCUUUGUAGCUUGAGUAGGCAUAGUAGUAUCUAAGAUGUCUUAUUGUUGUGUUAUUGACAUGCUUUGCUGUAAAACGAAUGCGGAUUGAUGAUGUUGUAUGAGAAAGUUGAUCACAAGUGACCUUUCCGCAAUGUCUAUCCAAACUAA
Anneissia japonica is the source of this 2378-nucleotide messenger RNA. Its product is annotated as 8-oxo-dGDP phosphatase NUDT18-like. The transcript is spliced from 7 exons. Lineage: Eukaryota; Metazoa; Echinodermata; Crinoidea; Comatulida; Comatulidae. The coding region runs from base 157 to 1128 and encodes 323 amino acids. Gene Ontology annotation, molecular function: 8-oxo-GDP phosphatase activity; magnesium ion binding; 8-oxo-dGDP phosphatase activity. The record is from RefSeq and is a predicted model, not a curated record.